Molecule: messenger RNA, 4501 nt
Organism: Saccostrea cuccullata (small rock oyster)
Lineage: Eukaryota; Metazoa; Mollusca; Bivalvia; Ostreida; Ostreidae
Product: contactin-5-like
Exons: 28
Coding region: 173-3967 (1264 amino acids)
Biological process (GO): axon guidance; cell-cell adhesion
Cellular component (GO): plasma membrane; axon
Molecular function (GO): protein binding
Source: RefSeq, a predicted model, not a curated record
CGAAUUCACUGAACCUUAUCCAAUACAAAAGCCAGGUAUGCAUUCGGUUUAAAGCUCAAGACGCAGUGAAUUGUGAAACUGGAGUAAGAGGGCCAAUCAUAGAUUUAAGUUCAAAUAUAACUGGAUUUUAUUUACAUAUAAGGAAGGUUAAGGAGACAUUCAGAGAUGAGCCAUGUCUAGGGUCCUAUUGCUCUCUGUUCUGACUUUCUGCUUCAGGACUACGCACUCACAGUUCUAUGAAUGUCCUGAUGACUGGGUGUCGUACGAUGUAGGUCAGAGAUGUUACAAGUUUAAGGCGGUACCUACCGCCCGAUAUGAGGUGGCGGUGGCUCACUGUGUGGAGGAAGCCAGCAGUGCCUAUGUUUUAGCCAUCAAUGACGCCCAAGAGCACAACUUCAUCAGCGAUUGGUUGACAAACCAUGACACAGUCAGGCGUGUUUGGUACACCAGUGGAAUUAAAAACCCGUCCAACCCUAGCCAAUACAGAUGGGACGGGGAUAACACGAACCUCAGGUUCGAUCUGAACUUCUGGAAUGAUAAUGGGCAGAAUCUUCCAGGAAAUAUGAUUGGUUACGCCUUCAACGGUAGGUGGCUCUACGUCUCAUCCAACACUAGCUUGUCCUACAUUUGCGAAAUCAGUCAACAAGAUGCAUACACAAUUCUGACACAAAAACGGGAUUUCAGCUUUGGGGUGCAGUCCACAGACAAGAUGGACAUUAAAUACGGCCCCACCUUUACCGUGGUUCCGACUGACGUCACAAUGAUUGCCAAAACGCCCUCCCUGUUCAUCGAGUGUCGGGCGUCGUCCAAUCCUCCCUCCACGUACCAGUGGUACCGCGGACCUAAGACCAAUCAAACACUGAUAAGCCCCCAAACAAACGUCCGGUACACGUUGACCAAUGGUAAGCUGUCAAUCCAAAACCCCGUGGAGGAUGACGAGGGUCAAUACCAGUGUAGGGCCCACAACCAGUACGGAACCAUCGUCAGUAACCCAAUCAACAUCGACUUCGGAUAUCUUGGAGAAUUCUCCAAUGUCGAAAAUGCGCCCACACGAUCACUGGCGUAUGAGGGAGCAGUCAUUGAAUGCUCACAGAUUAAUUAUAAGCCAGCGGCGACGUAUACCUGGCGAAGACGGAGUACGAAAAACGACAAUGUACACAACGGUCAUGGACAUGAAGAGAUACACAUCAUUGAGACGGAAAAGUUACCGUACAUCUUCAUCUCCGGUAACGGCAAACUUUACUUCACUGAGGCCACUUACGCCGACGCCACUGAUUAUUACUGCGAGGUGACGUUAAACGUCCCUAGCAAACAGAAUGUGGUCGGCUCUAGUCAGGCCCCCAGUAGAAUGAGCAAAAAGAUCCCCCUAGAGAUUCUCAAUCAAGCUGCUAAGACAGAAUGGGGCCCGGUCAUCCAUCCUGAUUUUAUCGAAGUCUCCCCCAGCCCCCCUAUGAGAGGUCACAAGGUCAGAAUGGAGUGCUUCGCUUACGGCACGGCUGUAGAAUACGAGCAGACGUGGUCCUAUGGUUGGAGUAAAGUGGGCGGGAGAAUGCCGGACAGGGCGAAGUACCACGACUUUAACCGAGUGGUGGAGAUCGAUGACCUUCAGUAUGAGGACGAGGGGAUGUAUCAAUGUAUCGUCAAGAGGAAGAGCUCUAUCGCCACCAAGGAGGUCCUGCUGGCUGUAGAAUCUAAGCCAUAUUUUCUGAUUCCCUUGGACCACAAACACCUGGACGAAGGGGUGGAGACUUCCUGGCGGUGUCUGGCCUACGGUAAACCUAAUCCCACCUACUCCUGGUAUAUCAACGGCACACUAUUUGAUCCCAACAGCAAUAACGACGUAACAGUUAAUCGGAAUACUAUGACCAUAAGGAACGCUAAUGCCGUCAAACAUAACGGGAUGUACCAGUGUGCCGCCACUAACGUGCACGGAACGUCAUUCAGCGCCGCUCAAGUUCGGGUGCUGGCAUUCGAACCAAGCUUUAAGAAAAAGCAACUCCCAGAAAGUAUUGACGCAGCUCUUAACGGAGAAAUCAUCAUUCCUUGUGAACCGGAAGGGGCACCCAAACCGGAAAUCACGUGGUUAAGAAAUGGCGCAGCAGUUGGCGGAGACUCGCGCGUUAAAAUUAUGCCUAAUAAUUUUCUGAAAAUAACAAACCUUAACUACGGAGACCAAGGCUUCUAUGAAUGUAGAGCAAAGAAUAUUUACGGAAGUGCUUCAAGUUUUUGCAAAUUGAAUAUUAAAGUUGCCACUACAAUAACUUACCCCCCGGCUCCUAAGACGGAGGUUUACCAAAACAAGACGGCUCUGAUCUACUGCACGGCGUCCUACGACGUCUCCCUAGACUUAGUGUAUGUCUGGACCUUCAGCGGGAAGAUCAUAGACCUUCAGAGAAACGCUCACUAUGAAAUGGCAAACUUGCCAUCAGGCAAGGGUUUAUACAUCAAAAUGGCACAGUUUUAUCACGCAGGGAAGUAUGAAUGUAUUGCACGAACGCCGCUCAAUGAAGCUAGAGCGGUAGGCGAACUGGCUGUGUAUGGACCCCCUGGAGUGGUGGGCGGUCUUUACGCGGACCCAGGAACCCCUACUACCACCUCCAUCGACAUCUUUUUCUUCCCUGGCUCAAGUCACGGGUUCCCCAUCGAAUACUUUAUAGUAGAAUAUGAAAUUCAAUCGGAGAAAGAUACUUGGUAUUUCAGCAACGAAACACACACUGUUUUUGCACCUGUAACUGUUAUUAACGGUAACGACCGUGACAUGCGCACCAUUACAGUGCGAGGACUACAUCCGGGAAAUGGAUACAGCUUCCGGAUAAAGGCAGUUAAUGUACAAGGAGUCGGCCCACCCUGUAUACCAUCAAGUCCUGUGAACACAUUAGAAGCUGCCCCUGCUGAGCCCCCUAGCAACCUCAGUAGUCGGACAGAGGGCGUGGAAGUAGGUCAGCUGAUGAUCUCGUGGAAGAAAUUACCUCUGAAGUACCACGGCGCCAAAGGUUUGACGUACAUAGUCUACUUCAGAUUGUUUAAACCAAACUCCGCCACGGAUUCCUUGUGGAAUAAGAGAAUUAUAACAAACUGGGAACAGGAGCAGCUGGUGGUACAAGUGGGGGAGGACUUCUACUGGACGCAGUACGAGACCAAAAUGCAGGCUAAAAAUAGUCUGGGAACCAGUCAAAACACCUCUAUAGCCAUUGUCUACUCCGCAAUGGGCAUGCCCAUAGCGGUGCCCACCGAAAUCAGAGGCGAGGGCUACAACUCCACAGCUCUAUUGGUGACCUGGAACCCGGUGUCAGACACUCGGGAGGAAAUUAAAGGCAAGCUAGGAGGCUACCAGGUAAAUUACUACCUACGAGAGCAAGGUGAUGACGACACAAAGGAUUAUAAGUAUAAGCAGUCUAUAAGAUUCCACGGCCAGAGGGAUUCCGGGGUGAUUAUAGGAUUAGAACCGGACACGUACUAUAUCGUGGAGGCCCAGGUCUUCACUGAUGCCGGACUCGGUCCACUCGGAGAGCCAUAUCCGGCGGAAACCAUGAAUCCAGCUCCGGCCCUCUAUCCACAGGAAGUAGACGUGGUUUCCAAGGACGCUUCUUCCGUCAUUCUCUCAUGGCGAGGGGUUAGCACAUCGCAGGCCGAAGACUCACUGAAGGGUUACAGGAUCUUUAUUUGGAAAGCUAAUGAGCAUUUCCGUACGGCGGACCCUAUCGAUGUCGCCAAGCACCCGACGGAGUAUACCAUCACGGGGAUCGAGAAGGACUAUGUGUACGCCGUCAGGGUCUCCGGCUAUAGCUUCGGGGGGAUCGGGAGAAAAUCACCAACAUUAUACUUCACUCUAGCUGGUUCACGUGUGCCUAUUGAUAGAACUAUUACGCAACAACUUCUGGCAGAUACAUCUCCCAGAAUUCAGAGCGCCAUCUAUACAAUCGCUUUAUCACUCCUUAUAUGGACAAUAGUGCGAUUUAUUCAUUGAUACGCAAUGGAUUCGUAUUAUUAGGAUGGAAUCUCAAAUAAAUUAGGAGUGGUUACUCAAAAGUUGUCAUAAUAACAAUUUAAUUUUACAUGUACUAGUUAAACUAGUUCAAUGAAAUCCAUGAAUUAUAUCUGUCUUAAAGAAAAGAAAUCGUAUUUUAUUGUUGUUUAUAGAUACAUUUAAGGAUCAAUAUUUUUUUAUAUGAAUAUUUGGGUAUAAAUGUUAUAUGAACUAUAUGUUUGUUUAUGAGAAAAUGAAUGUUAGAGAUUUUAUUUUUGAAGCCUUUUUUAACCCAUUGGCGUUAUUUACAAUAUUUUGUUUAUAUCGUCAUUCUAUUCAUGAUUAUUCAGCAUAAUACUAUCAUAUUUUACUUAGUUUUCAUUGUGUGAUAUCUUGUGCUAAUGAAGUGUGAGAGUGAAUGUUGAGCAAUAAGCAUAUACAUGUAGCAUUUCAUUAAUUUUUAUUUAACGAUUGAUUUUCUUACAUGUAUGAAUGUUUUUUAUACCAAGAAGUAAAUGAGAUUUAAUAUUCAAA